UGUAACGCGGGAGUUAGAACCUACGUCUUGUUAUCUUGUUGUUAAAGUGUUAAAUGGAUAUGGGGGCAGUUGCACUGGUGACUGCAAUUCUGGCAAUGAGUGUUUGCACUACUGCUUUUAAACCUGUUAAUUUUAAGCCGUUAACAUUUGCACAACACCUGAACAAGUUUUUUGGUGUGACCAUUCGGAAGCCAAACCAGAAUAGCGGAGAACCGACAGGAAAGUACACAGAAGCCUCUGGAACUGUUGAUGGGGUUGACGUUGUCCUGUCUGGUCCAGAGACAGGGUCCAAACAGUCAACGACACUGCCAUCAGCGGAUCAAGUCAACAUCGACAUCCAAGAAACCCUGACACCGCCUACUCCACCACACCAGCUUCCGGCUUUCAACAAAACUUUGUUUAAGUCGACUUCUUCAGAUGCGGGAGGCAACUCUCCCAAACUGUUACUUCCUGGCACUCUAGUGCCGCAGCCAGGAUCCAAAACGUCGACGCCAACACCAUCGUUGAAUCAAGUCAACAUCGACAUCCAAGAAACCCUGACACCGCCUACUCCACGACACCAGCUUCCAGCUUCUAACAAGACCGUUUUGACAUCGUCAACUUCAGAUGCAGAAAACAUUGUUUCAAAUGUUUUACUCCAUGAAACAACAGUACCAACGACCGCUAGACAAACAAAAAACAUUACAAUGUCAAAGAAGAGUGAUAUUCGAAAAAAAAAUCAAUUGCUAUUUGUGACAUUGGUCAAACAGAUCGCUGGCCUUGAAACGAAAAGCAGAGGGUUUGGCAUAAUACCCCGCGAGGCACAGAUAGAGAGUGACGGUGAGGGUAUACCAGUCUCAUUUUCCAAACUGGCUGGACGAGUGUUGGCACUGUCGGAGGCAUUGUUAGCUUAUGUGAAGAACGAAUCUUACUCAGAGGGGGCUGAAGCACGAUUCUCAGACCGACAGUAUGCUGGAACUCUGGAAACACGUCGUAUAACUAAACCGUCUGGCAUGGCAUUCAGCAACAUUCACAAGGACGUCAUGUACGUCAUUAACGACGGCAGCUCAGAAGCAGGUCCCGUGAUCUUGGCCCUCAACAAAACCGGCGAAUUACUUAAUUACUUUAAACUUAAAGGUGCCUCGAACAAUGACUGGGCUGCCCUACAGAUAGCCCCAUGUUCCUCGACAACUUCUCGGAGCUGUAUAUAUAUCGGUGACAUUGACGACCCAGAUGGACCCAAAGGUACAUCGAACAUCAUCUACAUAUGCCAGGAACCCGAAGACCUCAUGGGCGGCCAUCAGCUUCACAUUGAAGACAGGAUCAGGAUCAAGAACAUAGAUGAAUCUAGUAUGGUGAUGAUCGUCUCGCCAAGAGCAGAUAUAUACCUCAUACCACAGCGGAAACAUGAAUCAACUGUUUACAAGAUCAGAAAGGGAAAAAUCACAGCAGUCUGCCAGUUCAAGUUUGAGUCCAAAUGGAGUGGGCCGGUUGACGGGGACAUUUCAGCCGAUGGCGACAUGAUGCUGAUAAAGACAUACGACUUCGUGUACUACUUCUACAUCCCCGAAAGAGACUACCCUGAAGCCCUCUGUUACCACACUACACGCGCGCAGCUGAAGUACACCUGGGAACUUUACGGGGAAGUGGUAACCUUUAGCCCUGAUGCUAUGUCAUAUUACACGUGUAACCAACAGUUGUACUCCCCGUUGUGGAGGUACGACAGACUCAAGAUAAAGGAGGUGGACUAUUGAA
This is a messenger RNA of Haliotis rufescens (red abalone), 1734 nucleotides long. RefSeq lists its product as uncharacterized. The transcript is spliced from 4 exons. The record is from RefSeq and is a predicted model, not a curated record. NCBI's taxonomy places the organism in Eukaryota, Metazoa, Mollusca, Gastropoda, Lepetellida, Haliotidae. The coding region runs from base 54 to 1733 and encodes 559 amino acids.